This is a messenger RNA of Iphiclides podalirius (scarce swallowtail), 552 nucleotides long. Lineage: Eukaryota; Metazoa; Arthropoda; Insecta; Lepidoptera; Papilionidae. The record is from the annotation of a GenBank genome assembly.
AUGUGCGACGAUUCCUUCUUAAUUAUCAUGGCUUGUUUACAAAUCAUUCUUCUGGCUGCGUCUGCAAGUCUAGUUUUGGGUCAACGACCUUUCUUCGCUGGCUCCCGUCCCAUUGGGUAUCCUGAGAUAGAAAAGCCGAGUACUACUGCUGAUGAGCUUGGUAAUCGCUUCGGCGAGGGCACGACGCAGCGGCUGCCCGUUGAGGCGCUGGGCGAUAGGGACCUGGUGGACAGGCUCAGCAAGCUGCCGAUAGACAAGCAGCCGUUCUGGUUCAUCAACUGGCAGGCCAUAGAGGCGCACCGACAGCAGCCGCAGACCUACCCGCUGCGCCCGAAUCCGUUCGCAGAAAGCGCAAGCGUGAACGCUCCCGCUCCGAGCGGGAAUCCCCCUACAAGCUCCGACCUGGGCAACAGGAGCGGCGUUUCUGCUAACCCUACCAGCGCCCCGUCACCGACCAACGCGCCGUUGUACAAACAAAGCGACAACAGGGUCAAGGAAUCUGUUCACUCCGUCAGCAAAACAAACGGAGGAAAGGGACCUAACGCGCAGAAU